ACCCGUCUGCGCAUCUGCGGGCUGGCAGGCUUCUAGUUCUGCCGGAUGUGUGGCGCUUGUGGCUAUGGCUACUCGUCGAGCUUUGCACUUCGUCUUCAAAGUGGGAAACCGCUUCCAGACCGCGCGUUUCUUUCGCGAUGUCCUGGGGAUGAAGAUUCUGCGGCAUGAGGAAUUUGAAGAGGGCUGUAAAGCUACCUGUAAUGGGCCUUAUGAUGGGAAAUGGAGUAAGACAAUGGUGGGAUUUGGACCUGAGGAUGAUCAUUUUGUCGCAGAACUGACCUACAAUUAUGGCAUUGGACACUACAAGCUUGGCAAUGACUUCAUGGGUAUCACCCUCGCUUCUAGCCAGUCUGUCAGCAAUGCCAGGAAGCUGGAGUGGCCACUGAAUGAAGUUACAGAAGGUGUUUUUGAAAUCAAGGCCCCAGGAGGAUAUAAGUUCUAUUUGCAGAAUCACAACCCACCUCAGUCAGAUCCUAUAUUAAAAGUAACUCUAGCAGUGUCUGAUCUUAAGAAGUCCUUGAACUACUGGUCUAAUCUACUGGGAAUGAAAAUUUAUGAAAAAAAUGAAGAGAAACAAAGGGCUUUGCUGGGCUAUGCUGAUAACCAGUGUAAGCUGGAGCUGCAGGGUAUCAAGGGUAGAGUUGAUCAUGCAGCAGCUUUUGGAAGAAUUGCCUUUUCUUGCCCCGAGAAAGAGUUACUGGACUUAGAAGACCUGAUGAAAAGGGAGAACCAGAAGAUUCUGACUCCCCUGGUGAGUCUGGAUACACCAGGGAAAGCAACAGUACAAGUGGUCAUUCUGGCUGACCCUGAUGGACAUGAAAUUUGCUUUGUGGGGGAUGAAGCAUUUCGAGAACUUUCUAAGAUGGAUCCAGAGGGAGGCAAAUUGUUGGAUGACGCAAUGGCAGCAGAUAAAAGUGAUGAAUGGUUUGCUAGACACAAGAUAUCAAAGGCUUCGGGGUAACAGAAGACAUGAUGUGGAACAAGCAUUUGUGAUUCCUGUCUAACACCUGCAAGGCCUGAUGUGUCCAUGCAUGAUAAAGACCCUCAUACCUUGCUUGUUUCCUGUACCAGCAAGGAGGCUGGGGUGGUAAAAAUCUGUGUGUCUUAAUCUUUGAAAGUGCUAAGAUAUAUUUUAGAAAUAAAAUCCUACUGUCUAUCCAGUUAGAGGAGAA
Lontra canadensis (Northern American river otter) is the source of this 1172-nucleotide messenger RNA. RefSeq names its product glyoxalase domain containing 4 (gene GLOD4). The transcript has 9 exons. The coding region runs from base 65 to 961 and encodes 298 amino acids. The record is from RefSeq and is a predicted model, not a curated record. Lineage: Eukaryota; Metazoa; Chordata; Mammalia; Carnivora; Mustelidae.